This is a messenger RNA of Mollisia scopiformis, 1244 nucleotides long. RefSeq lists its product as uncharacterized. Bases 1 to 1200 code for a protein of 399 amino acids. The record is from RefSeq and is a predicted model, not a curated record. The transcript is spliced from 3 exons. NCBI's taxonomy places the organism in Eukaryota, Fungi, Ascomycota, Leotiomycetes, Helotiales, Mollisiaceae.
AUGGAUCUGAUGCAUGCUGGAGCCGGACCGGAACCAGGGAGCACUGCCAAGCCCUUCAUAUAUUUUAGCACGAGAUCGAGACAUCAAUGGAAUGUGGCUGAAUAUGGUAGAUCGAGUGAAAGUUCGCUCCUGUUCCGCUGGAGCGGUACUAGCUCGACUUGCGUGGGUAUAAAGAACUCCAACUUCUCCCGAAAAUUUUUCUUUCUUCCUCUUAUCAACACCACCACUCCUCCGUCACAACCCGAACAUCAACAAGCCAUGGACGUCGCUAAGAUCAAAGCAGCUAGCGCUUCGUCUACCGUUGUGCGAAGCGUAAAAGGCUUAGCACAAAAGGUUUUGGGAGUCAAAACUUCUUCAGCUGGUGGCGCGAUUCUUCCUAAUCCCAAUUCACAAAGCAACCAUCCUCUUGCAGCUUCCGCCAACGACACCGCAAGCCCCUUCACGACCCACGACCAAGCCGUUACUGCCGGAACAAUGUUCUCUCCCACUCAUGCUGAGUUUACGUUGGGCAAAGGAAAGGGAAAGGAGGACAAUGUCGAACGUCUGGUUAUGGGUGGGGGUCAAGCGUUGACACGUGAUGAGCAGAGAGCUCGUGCCCGCGAACAUGUACGACUGAGCAUGGAUACAUACCAACCACUGAAUGCUAAGGCCGAGAAGGACAACCUUCAUUCCAAACCAAGCACUUCUUCCCUUCGUUCUCUUGCUGGUUCUGGUGUCCGUCAUUUGAUGGAUCAAUUUGCCGGCCCCGAAUUUCAACCUCUUCAAAACGACUUGAAGACCGUUGCCAACCAUGUUGCUGCUCUCGAAACUGGCCAAAGCGCCCAAAUUGACUAUCUCGAGCGCGCAAACUUCGACUUGCACUACGACAUUCAAACCCUGCAACACCAAGUCAAUGUCCUGAAGGAGUCGAACAAUAAGGCUGAACGCCAGAUUCUGGAUCUCUCGGCCGCUCUCAGUGAUUCAAGUGCCAACAGUGCAGCAUUUUUCACUGCAGCUCGGGAGAAUUCAAAGUUGACGGUGGAGAAGGUCCUUCGGGACAUCAAAAUCAAGUCAGCGAUUGACUUGUUGAAGAAGUCUGGCGAGGACUCAGAGAUUGUCAAGGCUGCCUUGGCAAUUUUGGGAGAGGUUGUUGGUGUUCCCGCCCCUGUUGGACAUCAAAACCCAACCGUUGAAGAUGCCCCUGACAGUGAUGACCAUUGAAAACUCUUUCGGUUUGGUUUUUAUCUAGGGUUCUGGAGUCUGGC